AGUUUCCAAACUAUCGUCGAGUUAACAACACACAAAAUAAAUUCGCGCAUGCGACCACAAAAUUCUAGUGUAUCCACGAUGUUCAGGUUUCUCCGGUAUCAGACGCUUUUCUCCCAUGCCGAGGAUGCCAUCGCCGAACAUCGAAGCGCAACAUUGUGUCGCGUGAACUUUCCAAAGUUUGUGACGGGUCGUAGUUGAAUAAAUAAACAAACAAAUUAUGAAUACAACAACGAAGUACUGCGAUUUAGCGCGUUUUCAAAAAAAUUACGAGGAGUUACACGGUCCUCUUAGUAUAAUAGUGUGUGUUCUGGGAUCUAUAGCCAACAUAUUGAAUAUCUGUGUUCUAUCUAGGAAAGAAAUGAGAUGUUCGACGAAUCUUAUUUUAACGGGAUUAGCUGUUGCGGAUUUAUUAGUUAUGAUUGAGUAUAUCCCCUUUUCUUACCAUGGUUACUUCGAUUUAGAAAAAAGAAAAUAUGCCAAUUACUUUACCUACAAUUGGGCAAUUUUUAUGAUAUUUCACGCUACUUUUAGUUUGUUAUUUCAUUUCGUUUCUUGUUGUUUGACAGUUAUUUUAGCGCUAUGGAGAUAUUUAACUAUUAAAAAUCCGCCAAUUACAAAGUUUUGGUGUGAUUUACGAAAAACUUUAUUAGUUAUUAUAUUCACUUAUUUAUUAUGUCCAUUGAUUUGUUUUCCUCUGUAUCUAUCGUAUCAGGUUCUUCCGUUAAAUAGAACAACCGAUGUUAAUGAAAAGUUGAUUAAUGUGGAAUCUAAUGAAACCAAGAUUCAUUAUAGUACCAUAUACGUAGUGCAGUACGUGAACGAAUUCUAUUCGAUUUUAGUUUUUUGGUUAUAUACGGUUAUUAUUAAACUAGUUCCGUGCGUACUUUUAACGGUUUUGUCUACAAAGUUGGUUUUGGUUUUAUUGGAAACUAAGAAGAGGAAGAAUCGGUUGUUGCAAAACAGACUUCCAUUAAAUAAUCUCCAAUCUGAUUCGAAGCCGAUGAUCAAUCAUAAAGUUAAAAAAGACAAACAAGCCGAUAGGACUUCUGGUAUGUUAGUGGCUGUGUUGUUAUUGUUUCUGAUUACGGAGUUUCCUCAAGCAAUUUUGGGAUUACUCAGCGCUACGCUGAAGUCUUCUUUCCAUAGCCAGUGCUAUAUACCGUUAGGUGAUUUGUUGGAUAUUUUGGCAUUGACGAAUUCCGGUAUAAACUUCAUCCUCUAUUGUACAAUGUCGAGGCAGUUCCGGCAGACUUUCUACGAAUUUUUCAAAUUAAAAUACCUGAUGAAAUUCAAUCCACUACCCGAACAUCACGGACAUGAAAAAACCGGGGAGAAAGUUACACAAAUAACUGCGCAUGUGUGAAGAAUCUUUUAACUCGCAAAGGACUGAAAAGAAGUGAGAAUUUACAACCCCAAAAAAGCGGAAAAAACAUUCUGUACAUCGAAGACGUUCAAAAUAUUCUAAUUUUACAUUCAAUUAAGUCACAUACAGAGAUAAAAUAGCUAUUGAGUCUAGACUCAAUGUGAGUAUUGUUUGCAAAUGAUGAUAAACCGCAUAGGUAUUAUUUGUAUUCGAAACCAAUUUCGAAAUCUGAGAUAAUAAGGGUGGAAAUAAACCAUUAACAAGAAAUUUGGAAGUAACUACAACAUUUUCUGACCGCAUCUUUCUUUAUUUUAUUCAUACUCAUAUUCGAAUAUUUUUUCAAUCACAUUAUUUCCAUUUUUUUAAUCCUAAUGCAUAGAUUGAAGUAUUGCCGUCCUUUACCGAAUAUAAUCGGGAAUAAUAACAACUCCCCAUUCUUACAAUUUAUGUCGCUCUUUCUCCCUUCUUUCUACUUCCACUAAUUUGAUGGAGGUACCUGGUCAUCCUUCCUUUUUAUCUAGAUAGUACAAUACAUUCACAUCAAUUUUCCCCAAUUCAGUUUUUUUAUGACUUGAAAAUUGAAAAAAGCUUCUCCUUCUCAAGAUUUCUUCUGGUUAUGAUCCAGGUGUUUUCAAAAUCAUGUUUUUCUAGCGUAUUUCGUUAGCUCCCGGUCCACAAUAUUGAAGUGGAUCCACAGCUCUUCGAAUCGUCUUCUAGUAGUACCAUCCAUGAUCUCUUGAAUAUUCUAUUGAUACAAUUUCUGCUAGAUUGACUGAGUCUUGAUUACCAAAAGGCGUUCACUGCUUACCCCAGGCUGAUGUUCUACAAGGCUUGAAGAUUCUUUCAUUGACUCUUGCAGUGUAUUCCCACGCUACAGGUGAAUCCAGCAUGGUAACAAAAAGCAUUGCCCUGAUAAGGCUUCAAUUCGUGUCGUCUUCCAAUGAGUCGUCCUACCUUCUAAGUCAAGUAGACGAGAUCUUUUCUAUGUAGAAUUUUCAUAAAUUUUGUAUGAAUUAUUUUGUGAAAUAAUGGAAAGAAUUCCACUGAUAUCAUUAUUUCGAGAUAAUCGCUCACAAUCUGUUUGUAACAAUCUUUACGGAUUUAGUUAUUUUUCACUGUAAGAGACUUACUACUAAGACACCAUUUUAUGAUUAAUUUAAUUAGGUACAACUGAAAUAUUUUGUGUACUUCUGUUUUUAUGUAAAAAUAAAAUUUUAAAAAAUU
Diorhabda carinulata is the source of this 2587-nucleotide messenger RNA. Its product is annotated as G-protein coupled receptor dmsr-1-like. The record is from RefSeq and is a predicted model, not a curated record. Gene Ontology annotation, molecular function: G protein-coupled peptide receptor activity. Lineage: Eukaryota; Metazoa; Arthropoda; Insecta; Coleoptera; Chrysomelidae. The transcript is spliced from 3 exons. Gene Ontology annotation, cellular component: membrane. Gene Ontology annotation, biological process: G protein-coupled receptor signaling pathway. Bases 218 to 1363 code for a protein of 381 amino acids.